CCCUGGCUUGCCUCCGCCUCCUCUUGCCGCCGAUUAAACCGACGCCAUCUGCUUGUGCCGCCCCCGCACACUCCGGUUCUCUGUGAGAAUGGCGACUCAGAUGAGCAAGAAACGAAAGUUCGUCGCUGACGGCGUGUUCUACGCCGAGCUGAACGAGCUUUUGACGCGCGAGCUUGCUGAGGAUGGAUACUCCGGUGUCGAGGUCCGUGUCACUCCCGUUAGGACGGAGAUCAUCAUCCGUGCUACUCGCACUCAGAAUGUUCUCGGUGAGAAAGGACGUAGGAUUAGGGAACUGACCUCAGUUGUCCAGAAAAGGUUCAAAUUUGAGGAGAACACUGUGGAAUUAUAUGCCGAGAAGGUGAACAACAGGGGUCUUUGUGCCAUUGCGCAGGCCGAAUCUCUGCGCUACAAGCUUCUUGGUGGCUUGGCUGUUAGAAGGGCUUGCUAUGGUGUUCUGCGAUUUGUUAUGGAAAGUGGAGCCAAGGGUUGUGAGGUAAUUGUCAGUGGAAAACUGAGGGCUCAGAGGGCCAAAUCUAUGAAGUUCAAAGAUGGUUACAUGAUUUCAUCUGGUCAACCUGUUAAGGAAUACAUUGACACUGCCGUGAGACACAUCCUCAUGAGACAGGGAGUGCUGGGCAUCAAGGUUAAGAUCAUGCUUGCACAUGACCCACAAGGAAAGAAUGGACCAAAGACUCCUCUUCCAGAUCUUGUCACCAUUCAUCCUCUUAAGACGGAAGAAGACUUCACCAAUGUGCCUCCACCCGCAAUGGUACCCCCACCAACAACUGAAAUUGAAGUUAUGUAGAGAGCGACGUGCGUGUUUGUUUUCCUCCCUUUUGUUAUGCCUUUGGGUCUGGGAACUUUCAUUGCUCUUGAGGAUUUCUCCGUUGUCUUGUUACCUUUCUCCUUUUUUAAAGGAAUCUAGUUAUUUUGUUUUUUUGAUGAAGUUUUGUUUCAAAUUGAUAAUGAAGAUUUCUGCCUUUGAUUUCAGACAUCAAUACAUUAUCUCUGUCUGCCACAUUGUCCUUUUAAGGAUGGGUCUUUGUGUUUGAUUUCCCUUUGUUUAUACCAUAGGUGUUUUAUGAUUCAUGCUAAGAGUUAUGGGUGUCU
Molecule: messenger RNA, 1110 nt
Organism: Cuscuta campestris
Lineage: Eukaryota; Viridiplantae; Streptophyta; Magnoliopsida; Solanales; Convolvulaceae
Source: the annotation of a GenBank genome assembly